AUGGGCCAAAUUGGGGCCGCUGCGGCCGCUGCUGCUGCCGCCGCCGCUGCUGCUGCUGCUGUACAUCAACGCCCCAACACCACCGUCAGCACACCUCAGACACAGAAUCGCCAGCCACCGAUGUCCGUUGGUGAGUCGAUUACCCUACAGGGGUUUUUCGGUUGUCUUCCGAUUUCCGAUACGAAUCAGUCCGCUUACCAAAAGGGUAUCAUAAAAAACAAUAGAAAAUAA
Messenger RNA from Haemonchus placei, 231 nucleotides. Lineage: Eukaryota; Metazoa; Nematoda; Chromadorea; Rhabditida; Trichostrongylidae. The record is from the annotation of a GenBank genome assembly.